Mya arenaria is the source of this 3140-nucleotide messenger RNA. Its product is annotated as alkylglycerol monooxygenase-like. NCBI's taxonomy places the organism in Eukaryota, Metazoa, Mollusca, Bivalvia, Myida, Myidae. The transcript has 11 exons. The coding region runs from base 85 to 1422 and encodes 445 amino acids. Gene Ontology annotation, biological process: lipid biosynthetic process. The record is from RefSeq and is a predicted model, not a curated record. Gene Ontology annotation, molecular function: oxidoreductase activity; iron ion binding. Gene Ontology annotation, cellular component: endoplasmic reticulum.
CUCCAAAAUGUCAGAGUCCAUUUUAACACUGUUUUGUGGAUAAAGUCCUUCUAUAUUGGUGUUUUAACAUUGAAUGUGGACAAGAUGUCUGGAGUGUUGAAAUACCCAGUUCUGACUGGAAUAAGACGGAUGUUUUUAUUGGUGUCACCAAAUGAAACCUCAUUUGAAAAGUUGGAAGAUGUGCCCAAUUAUGUUGAUGAGGCAGUGCCAUUUUUUAUCAGUCUGGUUCUCCUGGAGUGGGCAGUUCUGUACAGACAGGGCAAGAAACCACGCCUAAAUGACGCCCUUGGCUCCCUUUCCAAUGGACUGCUCUCCCUUUUACAUGGCUUGUUAUUCCGGUCCACGGAGCUGGCAGGCUUUCUGUGGGCAUACACACACUUCAACGUGAUCACGCUUCCCUGGGACAAACCCGCGACGUGGGUCCUUGCUUUGCUGGGUGUCGACUUUGCAUACUACUGGGUACACCGAUUCGGACAUGAAGUGAAUUUUAUCUGGGCGGCACAUCAGACGCACCACAGUUCAGAGGAAUACACCCUUACUUCUGCACUCCGUCAAUCAGCAUUGCAGAAAUAUUACUCUUGGGUUUUCUACCUGCCAAUGGCCCUGUUCAUACCUCCAUCUAUGUUCCUGGUACACACACAGUUCAACCUGAUAUACCAGUUCUGGGUUCAUACAGAGACAAUCGGCAAGUUAGGUCCCCUUGAAUGGAUUCUGAGCACCCCCAGUCACCAUCGAGUUCACCAUGGCAGAAACCCUUACUGUAUAGACAAAAACUAUGGGGGAAUCUUCAUUAUCUGGGACCGGAUGUUUGGAACAUUUGAGGCAGAGCGCGAGGAUGAGAAGGUCGUGUAUGGCCUCGUUCACAACAUAAACACAUGGGAACCCCUACAGGCACAGCUGCACCACCUAAUCUAUAUUAUGAAAACAGCAUGGCAAAUGGAGGGGCUGUCAAACAAGAUAUCUGUGAUGUUAAAGGGUCCUGGUUGGUCCCCAGGGAAGCCCAGACUGGGGCUCAACUCUGACAUACCUCAGAUUGAGCCCAAUCCUGUCAAGUAUGAUAUAGAUGUGGGCGUACUGAGAACAGCCUACAUCUGGGCCCACUACCUUAUCAUUCUGCUGGUAUGGCAUCCGAUGCUCGCCAAACUUAGACAUGAAAUGUCUUCAGUAAUGAUGGCCGGGAAUAUUGUAUACAUCGUCUACUCGCUGUUUGUGUUUGGAUCUCUGUACGACAAAAAGUGGUAUGCCGACUAUGCUGAGAUGGUGCGUGUCUGGUUGUUUGUGGUCAUCUGGAUCUCUGGAAUACCACUUCCUGUUUCAGAAAGCGUCUGCUGGUUCUACGCAACCUGUGCUGUCGUCUGGACACUUGGGGUUGCCAUGGCAACAGUUUCAAAUUCUGAUACAGUGAAUAAGAAACAAAAAUGAGGAUUUUGUUGUCAUGACAUCUAUUGCUUACUGUGAUCAACUUACAACAAACUGAAACGAGAGCAGGGACGGUAUUCAUAAAAAUCUGAAGACAUUUCCUUGCUAAAGUCAUUUUACUAAAUAAUGUAUCUCUUUUAUCAUCUGACCCCAAUUUCUCAAAACUUCUUAAGCUUAACAGACUUAAGUAGCUUAUUUCAAAUAGUCAAAACACAUACUAAAAUGUGAUUUUGGUAAAUGAAAUAUGGUUAUUUGUGAAAUCUAUAAAAUAAUUUACUAUUUAAGGUUGAAUAUCUCUAAAUGAAGUUAAUAUUACGCGAAUUAUAGACAAAGAGAAACAGUGAGAUGAGCUUAAUCUGGUUAUAUGGGACUUAAGAAGUUUCGAAAAAUUAAGGCCUGCUGAUAUUAUAACUUAAUAAUACCUGAAAUACUUUAUAUUCAAACAGAUUAUCCAAAAUACAUACUCUUAUGUUAAAAGCACUUUUAGUUUUCGUUUUUAUUUGACUAUGAAAAAAUUGGUAAAUGAAUUACCGGUAAGUUCAGUAAUGACUUAAGAAUUUUCAUGAAUUUCUUAACUUAAGUUGAUUUUCUAAAAAUUUAAGUCAAAUUUAAAGGAAAGUACAGGACAGGUUGUUUUUUUUCAAAUCUAAGAAUGUAUUUUACAAGUAUUAUUCAUGAAAAUAAAGUAUUUUUGAUAAAAAUUGAGUUAUUAAACAUAUAUCCAGUGAGAUACUAAAAAAUAGCCUAGGAACAAGGCUCAUGCUAGGAAAUGACUGAAGAUGUUUUAUGGAUACUGGCCCAGAUUAUUAUUCAAUGAGUUUGCCUUUAUGGGAUGUGUGAGUUAUGUUGCCGAUUAUAUUUUUAAUUACUAAUUCGUAUAGAACUUUCGAAGGUUUCAUAUUGUUUCCAUUUGUUGGUUGUAUUUAAAGCUGCACUCUCACAGAUUUAGCGUUUUUACACUUUUUUAAUUUUUGUCUUGGAAAGAGCAAAUUUUCGCGUAAAAAUCUGCAAACCAAUGAUAAAAGAUUGCUGACAACAGAUCAGAUCGCGUAUUUGCAUAUUUCCAUUAAAAAUUAAUGAUUUAUGGCUUAAACCAUCACUAAGGGUUUAAGAAACGUUAAUUUUUGAACUUAGAUAUAAAAAUCUGUGAUCUAAUUUUUUGUCAGCAGUCUUAUAUCACUAGUUUCCAUGGCUUUUCGCAAAAAUUGGCUCAUUCCAAGACAAAAAAAUAAAAAAAAAUUGUAAAAAGUUUCAAUCUGUGAGAGUGCAGCUUUAACAAUUUUGACACAAUUUUUUCCUCUGCACAGCAUUUUCGCUCCACCAUUUUUUGCUUUUAUGGGGAAUGGACAUGAAAUAUUUUUGUUUUUACAACUUACAGAUUUCAAAACCUAUCUCUAGUAAGCAUAACAAUUUUUGAACUUUAACGGCCAUCUGGAAUUGAAUUGAAUACAUUGCUAAGCAACAGAAAGUUAUUUAAUUGUCAACAACAACAGUGAAGUUUUAUAGAAAGUGAUCGCAACAAGCGAUAAUGGUGGAAGUUCUGAAAUUUUAUGGUUUGUUUUAUUUUUCUCCACACCAAGCUUGAUGAAAAUUCAUCACCUAUUAAAUUAAUAAUUUAUGUAUUUUUUUCAUUGUUAAUAUCUCUGGUAUAUUUGUCUCUACACAUGUAUGUACAUUUCUAACUGUGAUAUAUUUUACUUACAAUAAACAUCAUUAAAUUA